GCGUGUGACGUCAUCAAUCUGCGACCGCGACAGUUAAAUCGGUUGAUAGUCGAAAAACUUUGCCUCGUUUUGUCUUCGUAUUUCUUAUCAAUUGAAAGGGUAUCACCACUCAAAACAAAUGCAAUGAAAUGGGAAGCUGAAGGUUUUUAGCUGAAUAUUUUUGAUUCUGUGUGUGAGCAUCUUUUAAGCAGUUAUUUUAUACAUGGCAAACUUUACUUAAGUUUGUUCAAAGCUAUCACAAUUCUUUGCCCCCCCACUUUGUUAGCAUGGCUAAGCUGUGGCGUGAGGGCCACUCCACGGCCAUUUUGUGUGUGUCUGCGUCCCCGGGCCCUGAGGGACUGAUCGCCUCAGGUUCAGAAAGAGGGGAGGUCGCCGUUUGGAGUCAAGAAGGAUGUGUCCUUGGUCGCUUAAACCUCCCAGGUGAGAUGGACUGCACCAGCGUGGCAUUUUCUCCCACGGCACCGGACCUCCUUUACGUUUCCUAUGGCGACACGGUGAGCUCGCUCGACCCAAGGAACCUCAAUGGCACAGUAGAGGAGUUUGUCGGAGCUGGGGAGGAGGAGAUCAAUGCAUUAGCGCUGAACGAGAGCGGUUCGACUCUGGCGCUGGCCGAUGACUCGGGGGUAGUGCGGAUACUGGAGCUUCCUGGGGGUAAGGUGUGCAGGACGCUUCGCAGACACACCAACAUCUGCUCCUCCGUGGCUUUUAGGCCGCACAGACCCAACAACGUGGUGUCUGCUGGACUGGACAUGCAGGUGAUGCUGUGGGGUCUGCAGAAGACACGGCCCAUUUGGACCCUCAACCUCCAGGACCUAGCGGAGGAGGAAGACAACAACCAGCAGCGUCCCGGUCAGCUUUUUAACCCUCCGCUGGCCCACUGCGUCUCCGUGGCCAGCUGCGGAAACAUCGUGGCUUGCGCCGCCGAGGACGGCCGAGUGCACCUGAUGCGUGUGGGUGGCGGCUCCAAACUGGAGCAGCAAGGGGCGCUCAAAGCGCACUGCCAAGGUGCCUCUCAAGCUCAUUUCAUCCCGUUCCUCUCUCACCCAUACUGGCUGGCCACAGGCGGCAAUGAUGGCCAUGUGGCUCUGUGGGACGUCAGUAAACACCCCGUGGUGACUCCUGAGGGCAAGGCCAAAGUCAAGGGUGCAACCGCGCCGCAAAGGAAGAGCAAAAGCAAGGCGAAGAGGAAAGGACAGGAGGUGCGAGAGAAAGACGAGGCUGAGGUGGAGGUGAUGGAUAAGCCUGGACCCAAAGUGAAUAUCGAUCACGGGGACAAAGUGAACUGGUUGUGUCCUGCUUUGCUCAAAGGAACAGCCAGUCUGCUUGUGGCUGAUCAGAGCUCGAGUUUGACUGUCUAUCCGCUGCCUGAAGCCUAGAUUAUGCCACUUUACUCACUCAUCCAUUUCAAUAGCAGCGUGUCACAAUCUUUAUUUACCCAAGACACCGAUUUUAUCGUCCAUUUGAAAAAUCUCAAAAGUACACCAAACUGAAAUGUCACAAAACACAUUGGACAACCCCCCACUUUUACAAAUAAUAAAACACUGCGAGUUAAGGCCUGCCCCACACUUA
This is a messenger RNA of Hippocampus comes (tiger tail seahorse), 1569 nucleotides long. RefSeq names its product WD repeat domain 53 (gene wdr53). Bases 267 to 1376 code for a protein of 369 amino acids. The record is from RefSeq and is a predicted model, not a curated record. The transcript has 3 exons. NCBI's taxonomy places the organism in Eukaryota, Metazoa, Chordata, Actinopteri, Syngnathiformes, Syngnathidae. Gene Ontology annotation, molecular function: protein binding.